This is a messenger RNA of Anopheles maculipalpis, 1097 nucleotides long. RefSeq names its product pleckstrin homology domain-containing family F member 2 (gene rush). Gene Ontology annotation, cellular component: early endosome. Lineage: Eukaryota; Metazoa; Arthropoda; Insecta; Diptera; Culicidae. Gene Ontology annotation, molecular function: phosphatidylinositol binding; metal ion binding. The record is from RefSeq and is a predicted model, not a curated record. The coding region runs from base 79 to 882 and encodes 267 amino acids. The transcript has 7 exons.
UAGUUUAGCAAAUACAGUUGCUUUUUUCGUACGAAGUUGUGAUAAUUAUAAAUAUAUCUACACCAGUGCUGUUCAAAUAUGGUGGACAAGUUAGUUAACAGCGAAGCCAAUGCGCGGCGGAUACAGAUGGUGGAAAACUGUUUCGGAACAUCCGGACAGCCGUUGUUUCUUCCUGGACGUGUGCUAGUAGGCGAAGGUGUGCUUACAAAAAUGUGUCGCAAACGCCCUAAAGCACGGCAAUUUUUCUUGUUUAACGAUAUUUUGGUUUAUGGUAAUAUUGUUAUUGGCAAGAAAAAGUACAACAAACAACACUUAAUCCCGCUCGAGGAAGUUCAAUUACAGGCGUUAGAAGAUAACGGGCAAUAUAGAAAUGGAUGGCUGAUACGUACAGCAACCAAGUCGUUCGCAGUAUAUGCUGCGACACAAACAGAAAAGCAAGAAUGGAUGGCACACAUCAACAAGUGUAUCGAAGAUUUGUUGCGCAAAAGCGGGAAAAAACCAGUUGAAACGCAUGCUGCUGUAUGGGUGCCCGACAGCGAAGCAACCAUCUGUAUGCACUGUAAAAAGACUCAGUUUACUAUGAUCAACAGAAGGCAUCACUGCCGAAAUUGCGGAGCGGUUGUAUGCGGUCCAUGUUCAUCGAAAAAGUUUAUUCUUCCGGGCCAAAGUAAUAAGCCUCUGCGCGUAUGUCUUGAUUGCUACGACAACCUGACCUCGAUGAAGCGUGAUGGAAACAAAGCUCAUGCCGGUAACAACAACAAACCAGCAAACUCUACUGAAAGUUCCGGCGAGGAUGAUUCGGGAGACGAUGAGGAAACGCUUAAGGAUAACGUUACCCACGACGAACCCAAGUUUUACGCCGAUGGUAAACUUGAAAAAUAAUACUGUAAGUGCUUUAAUGAAUCCUUCAUAGCGUAAUGCCUGCGCACUCGUGCUAGUAAGUACAUUUGCGGGAGAACAUCCUGUACUGCAUCUAAUAAUCUUAUAUGCAGCAAAACUGAAACUGAUACCAUUUUCAUUUUGUUGUGCACUCUUAUAUUCAUUUUAAUAAUGGUUAAAUUAAUUGGGUAUCUUUAUCAUACAUGUUAUACUUUUAA